UCGCCACACCUUUCAUUGACCUAACAUCCUUGUUUAAAACUAUAUCCACCACCAUCACCACUAAUGGCCACUUCGAUGACAUCAACCCAUGAAUACUUCUAUGGUCGCUGCAAGGCUCCUCUAAUCCCAUCAUCCAUGGCGGCCUUGAGGUGCUAUUGCCUUCAAUCGACUGCAACCAUCGUUCAGAGGAGGAAGAGUUCAAGAAAGAUGAUGAUCAGAGCCUCCAUGGAUGCCUGCCCAAGUUCUGAAUUGAAAAAAAGCCCCAAGUCUGUCAGCUUCACUGGCAAGGUCCACAAGGUUUAUGAGGACAAGAACAUGGGAAUCCUCUGCUACACUGAUAAGAAUGGCGAAUUGGUGUGUGAAGGCCUAGACGAAGGCCCGAGGCUGACCUGGCAGGACAUGGAGAAACUGAACAUGGAGAAAAAUGCAAAAAACCAAGGAGAUCAAAUGCAGAGGACAUUGCCGGUAGCGGGCAUUAUUGACUGGAGCAGCCUCCCGGCUGCUAUUAGUAUGGGGAAGAACUGAAGAAGAAGCUGAAAAGCUUAGCUAGUUCUGUACACGGUCUCUUGUUUGGUUGCUUGCUCUGUAAUGGUUAAUAAGGAUCUUUGUGUGUUGUAUAAGAUUGCAGGAGAGAAGAACUGAUCUAGCUGGUCAUCACCCAAUCUCUGAUGUAUUAGGGGAUGCAUGCCCACAAUUUUACUUUAGCUUCAGUUUCAGUACCAUUUGGCAAUCAAAGGUGUUGAAGAUGUACAA
This is a messenger RNA of Setaria italica (foxtail millet), 753 nucleotides long. RefSeq lists its product as uncharacterized. The coding region runs from base 64 to 525 and encodes 153 amino acids. NCBI's taxonomy places the organism in Eukaryota, Viridiplantae, Streptophyta, Magnoliopsida, Poales, Poaceae. The transcript is spliced from 3 exons. The record is from RefSeq and is a predicted model, not a curated record.